This is a messenger RNA of Melitaea cinxia (Glanville fritillary), 1575 nucleotides long. Its product is annotated as zinc finger protein 814-like. Gene Ontology annotation, biological process: regulation of transcription by RNA polymerase II. Gene Ontology annotation, cellular component: nucleus. Gene Ontology annotation, molecular function: DNA-binding transcription activator activity, RNA polymerase II-specific; RNA polymerase II cis-regulatory region sequence-specific DNA binding. The transcript has 11 exons. Bases 113 to 1366 code for a protein of 417 amino acids. NCBI's taxonomy places the organism in Eukaryota, Metazoa, Arthropoda, Insecta, Lepidoptera, Nymphalidae. The record is from RefSeq and is a predicted model, not a curated record.
CCCCGCUUCUACUUGACUUUUCACUGACUAGCUGUCGUAUAAUGAGAAAAAUACUAAUAUUUUUAGAAUUUGUGUUAUUAUUUUAACGGAUCGGAAAAAUACAUCAAACGUAAUGGACAAAUGUGGAAUUUGUUUAAAACCCACUGUCCCUCUAUUUGAGACUGGUAAGGAUGGGGUGUACGCUUGCUUUAAAUGUCAACCCCUUGUCCCAGAAGUUACAUUAGAUGAUAAUAAUCUUGAUGAAACAGAGAAAUCGCUGUCUUUAACUAAAGAAGAGGACAGCGAUGGAAGUUUUUACUGUAAAGUAUGCAAUAAAUCAUUCCAGCAGGCAAUGCAGCUUCAAAAUCAUAUGCGUAACCACCGCGCCGAGAGGCGCUUCGUCUGCACUUAUUGUAAUAAAGCAUUCUCUCAAUCAAACAAUUUGAGGGCUCACCUUCGUAUACACACGAACGAGCGUCCGUACAAAUGUCAGGAGUGCGGCAAGGCGUUUACACAGGUCACAAACUUAAACAAUCAUGUACGCCUUCACACUGGAGAAAGGCCAUUUGUGUGUCCGGAGCCUGGUUGUGAUAAGGCCUAUGCUCAGGUUACAAAUUUAAAUCAACAUCGCAAGCGACACAUGACGGGGCGGCACAUGGAGCACUCCUAUGACUGCACCGUCUGUGGAGAAAGGUUUUCACAGAGGAAUCACAUGUACACACACAGAAGAGAAGCGCACGACAUCAAGAGCCCGGCGCGGAGCGCGCGGCACGCGUGCCCGCAGUGCGCCGCCAGCCUGCCCAGCGAGCGCCUGCUGCGGCUGCACGUGCAGCGGCACGCGCCCGAGCCCGCCGAGCGCGACGAGCACAAGAGGGGCGUGUCGUGUGCAGAGUGGGGCGUGUCGUGUGCAGAGUGGGGCGUGUCGUGUGCAGAGUGGGGCGUGUCGUGUGCAGAGUGGGGCGUGUCGUGUGCAGAGUGGGGCGUGUCGUGUGCAGAGUGGGGCGUGUUGUUCGCGUUCUCAGUGACGAUGUGUGUGUGUGUGUGGUGCGCAGAGUGGGGCGUGUCGUGCGCGUUCUCAGUGACGGUGUGUGUGGUGCGCAGAGUGGGACGUGUCGUGCGCGUUCUCAGUGACGAGUGGGGCGUGUCGUGCGUGUUCUCGUCGUGCGGCGCGCGGCUGCAGUCGGCGCGCGAGCACACGGAGCACCUGCUGCGCGCGCACCAGCUGCGCGUGCUGACCGCGCACCAGCCGCCGCCGCGCCGCGGCCGCCCGCCCAAGAUGAUGAAAGACCCCCUGGAGCUCAGCAACUCGGAUUACGACGAAGUAAAAGUCAUAAAGGAAGAGCCUCAAUAUAUGCCCAAGUUAAAAGUGCAAAGUUUGUUUCAGUGAUAGCAAUAAAAUAAGGACUUAUUUCAUUGUGAGAAUGAUAUAAUCAAAUUUUUUUAGAGAGAACCACACAUUGUACUUAUUCGAAUAUUUAAUAUGAAAUUGAGGAUCCGUUGAAGAAGAGAAUAAGCAAGAGAAGUGAGUUAAUAAUUAUCAUAGUGUAAUUAGGUGAUAUAUUUAAGUGCAAUUUACUUAAAAAAAAUAUUUAAAAA